UCGGCGGCGGGAGGGCGGCGGCGGCCUGGAGUAGGAGCCGGAGCUGGAGCCGGUCGGCGGCCGGAGGAGCGGUGCAGUACUGCGCCGAGCUGGUGCGAAAGCGUGACUAUGAAGGGUUUCUGUGUUCUCUGCUGUUGCCUGCGGAAUCUCGAACCUCUGCUUUUGCCUUGAGAGCCUUCAACGUGGAACUGGCUCAGAUUAAAGACUCCAUAACUCAGAAGACUACCGGUUUGAUGCGGAUGCAGUUCUGGAGGGAGGCUGUGGAAGGCAUAUACUGCGAUAACCCACCACAACAGCCAGUUGCUACAGAACUGUGGAGGGCUGUCAAGAGGCAUAAGUUGACUAAAAUGUGGUUCAUGAAGAUCAUUGAUGAAAGAGAGAAGAAUUUGGAUGAUAGGGCAUACCGUAACAUCCAGGAGCUCGAAACGUAUGCUGAGAACACUCAGAGUGCUCUCUUGUACCUCACCUUGGAAAUGCUGGAUGUGAGGGACAUCCAUGCUGACCAUGCAGCCAGUCACAUUGGGAAAGCACAAGGCAUAGUUACCUGUUUAAGAGCAACUCCAUAUCAUAGUACAAGACAAAAGGUCUUUCUUCCCAUGGACAUUUGUAUGUUGCAUGGAGUUUCACAAGAGGAUUUCAUAAGGGGCAAGCAAGAGAAAAAUGUGAGAGAUGUAAUUUAUGACAUCGCCAGCCAGGCCCAUAUUCAUCUAGAACAUGCUAGAUCUUUCAGUAAGAAAGUUCCCGUGAAGGCGUAUCCUGCUUUUUUCUGUACGGUUGCUUUAGAUGAUUUUUUACAUAACAUGCGAAAAGUGGACUUCAAUAUAUUUCAUCCAAGCUUGCUAAAGAAGAGUACGUUAUUACCGUUGCAUUUGUAUAUUAGAUCUUGGAAAAAAACAUAUUAAAGUUUGGUUGUUUUUUUUAAUAUGGGUUCAGAGUGCUGAGUUUUUUUCUUUGAUGUCUCAACUUGAUAGAAUUGUGAAGUGUCUAACUUCACACUUCUGCAAAGUGCAGUUCUGGGAAACAGCAGAUGCACAUGUAGCUGUCAGCUUGCUGGCAGUAGUUAAGUUUGUUCUUGGAAUUUUGAGGCUGAUAUCUCUGUUUCACGUCUGCCAAGUCAUAUGUCCUUGUCUGAGAUUACUUUUCUUGCCUUUCCUGUAAUAAUAGCAAUAUGACAGAAUUUUUCUUGGACAAAUUCUGUGCUAAUGGAUACUUCUGACAGUUGUCACUCUUCACUAAAAAGGAAAAAAAAAAAAAACAAACCAAAAACCAAGCCAACAAACAAAAACUGCUUUCUUUAUGCCCAGAAGCAGCUACAGUAAACACCCUCUAAAUCAGCUAAGCAGUUCUAUUCAGUGCAAGGAGCAGGCUUCUUCCAAGUAGUGAUGAUGCUUCAUGCUUGGAAGAAUGAGCAUGUAUAUUUGAAUGCAAGAAAACUGUCAGGAAAAGCUUUAGCUGUUUUAAUUAUGUAGUAUUUAUGUAGAAUUUCAGAAUGGUGAAAUAUAGCUGUAGUGCAGAGUUUAACUGUGUGUUGAGAUUGAGCAUUGAUGUGACUGUAGGUAGUGGGAGGA
Messenger RNA from Empidonax traillii (willow flycatcher), 1568 nucleotides. It is a transcript of the gene NDUFAF6, whose product is annotated as NADH:ubiquinone oxidoreductase complex assembly factor 6. Bases 234 to 902 code for a protein of 222 amino acids. NCBI's taxonomy places the organism in Eukaryota, Metazoa, Chordata, Aves, Passeriformes, Tyrannidae. The transcript is spliced from 9 exons. Gene Ontology annotation, cellular component: mitochondrion. Gene Ontology annotation, biological process: mitochondrial respiratory chain complex I assembly; biosynthetic process. The record is from RefSeq and is a predicted model, not a curated record.